Messenger RNA from Paramecium octaurelia, 613 nucleotides. Lineage: Eukaryota; Ciliophora; Oligohymenophorea; Peniculida; Parameciidae. The record is from the annotation of a GenBank genome assembly.
AAAAAAUCUAAAUCAUAGUUUUAGAUGAAUUCAGAUAUAUUAUAUAAUCCAUAAUAGUCCACUGGCUAUUAUUUUCCAUAAGUUUCAAUUUAUCAAUAGCAAUUUAUCCCAUUAAGUAACUAAUGUUUAAAUAGAUUUAAGUGAUAAUGUAAUAGGAGAAUGUACCGAUGUAUUUUCCAUCAUUAAAUUAUAAUUGGAGAGCAUAGCCUAUGAAUGUCAACACGAAUUGCUAAUAAAAUUUGCCUGAAAUUUAUAAAACAGACCAAAAUAAUCAUCAAACUUUAGUAGAGUUAGGAUUUUAAGAAAAAUCCGCAUCAACAGAAUAAGAUUCAUAAGGACGAGGUAAUGGUAAGUAUUUCAUAUAUAUUCAGGCCACUGGACAAGCUAAGAACAUUUAUAAUAUCUCAACUUUGUAAAGAGUUAUGAGUCUCUCUUAAAAUCGAAGUAUGAAAAAAAAUCAAAAAAAAUAUUCAAACUCAUGAGUGAAUUCAUACCCACAAGAACUUCCACUUAAUGUAGAUCACACCAUUAAAAGUUUAAUCCUUUAAUAAAGGGGAAAAAGAAAUUUAAAUCAUCCUUUGGAUAUACUCCAUACAAUUGAUAAUUCACCCUG